This is a messenger RNA of Penicillium coprophilum, 936 nucleotides long. Its product is annotated as NAD(P)-dependent oxidoreductase. The transcript has 4 exons. Lineage: Eukaryota; Fungi; Ascomycota; Eurotiomycetes; Eurotiales; Aspergillaceae. The coding region runs from base 1 to 936 and encodes 311 amino acids. Gene Ontology annotation, molecular function: oxidoreductase activity, acting on the CH-OH group of donors, NAD or NADP as acceptor; NADP binding; NAD binding. The record is from RefSeq and is a predicted model, not a curated record.
AUGCCACAAAUCGGCUGGUAUGGACUCGGGUCUAUGGGCCUAGCAAUGGCCUCCAACCUGCAGCGGCACCUAGCCACAAAGAAGGCAUUGAGCCUGGUCUACUCAAACCGCACGAUGUCGCGCGGAUCGCCCCUGCAAGCACUGGGAGCAGUCCCAGAGCCCAAUUUCGAGAAGCUGGUCUCUAAAUGUGGGAUUAUUUUCACCAUGGUCUCGAAUGACUCAGUGCUCGAAAGCCUGCUGUCCACCGCCAUGGGUUCAAGCCAGUCCCUGAAGGACAAGAUCUUCGUUGAUUGCUCAACAGUGCACCCCGAGUCCGUGAAGUCUGCUAUAUCGCAACUGAAAAGCAAGGAUGCAUCGUACGUAGCAGCGCCGGUCUUCGGCGGGAACCCAAUUGCCGUGGAUGGCAAGCUUGUUUUCGCUAUCGGGGGGCCUAAGAGUGCGACUGAGGCUGUUAGACCUCUGAUCCAGGAUGUGAUGGGUCGACGUGUGAUUGAUUGCGGUGAGGAUGCUACAAAGUCCUCGCUUCUGAAAAUUGCUGGUAACAUUGUGACCGUUAAUAUGAUGGAGGCUGUUGGUGAGGCCCAGGUCUUUGCCGAGAAGACCGGGCUUGGAACUGGUGCCAUGGAGGAGCUUAUUGGAGAGGCUUUUGGUCCCGUUGCCGGAGGAUAUUCUAAGAGAUUGACUACGGGGGCUUAUGCGCCACCCAUAGACUCCCGCCCUGGCUUUGGGGUUUCUCUUGCUAUUAAGGAUGCUAGACAUGCUAUGUCGAUGGCCCAGGAACAGGGGGUUGAGCUUCCUGGCCUUGAGGUCGCGCGGGCUAAUAUGGAGGCCGCGAGAAAAUAUGGUGGAGAGUGUCUAGACAGCAGUGCAAUGUACGGGACGCUGCGCCAGAAGGCUGGUCUGGAGUUUUGGAAUGAGAAGAGUAGGAGAGAGUAA